UUGGCCACUUGUCUGUUGACAAACGUGACGGACGCACAUCUGUUGUCCUGUCUGGAAUUCCGUGACUCAAUGGAAUAAAAAUGAAAAUACACGGGACUUUGGCGUCGAUUUAAAGUGAUCGCGUUAAAAAGAUUAAUAAUUCUUCAUGGGCCUGUGAAUCAGGGAAAAACAUGUUGAAGUGGUUUUCCAGUGAAGAUGGAGAUCCUGGCUCAGGGGGCCCAGGGUCUCCCCACAACAGUGCUGGCAGUGGAGAGCUUGCUGUGGAGGAGAUGGCAGAGCGGCUGAGCCAGACGGAGCAGCUCGUCACUCAGCUGAAGGAAUUGAUUCGGGAGAAGGAUGCAACACUUCGCAUCAAGGAUGAACAGCUGAAGGGAGAGAAGGAGGAAUGUGAGGCCAAGCUGACAAAGCUGCGUCUCCAGAACAAAGCCAAGGUCACAUCUCUCACAACUCAGUUGGAAGAGCUGAAGAAACAACAGGGGGGCAAGGGCACACCAACGCACGGCAAAAAGGGAUCAUCAGACGGAGGAGGAGACCAAGCUAGUCGCGGCAAGAUUGUUUUGUUAAAGAAGAAAGUUGAGGAACUUGAACAGCAGCUUUUACAAAGAGACAAUGACCUGGAAAACAAGAGAAAAGAGGUGGAGUUUCAACUACAGCGAGGUGAAGAAAUCGAUGCUAUGCUGACAGAGAAGGACAGGAAACUGGCAGAGAAGGAGGCCUAUAUUGUCCACCUGCAGACAGCGCUGGCAGGAGAUCAGCCCUUGGCACCUGCACCACAGCCAAAGGCGGAAGAGGAAAGUGGAUCGAUGCAGGAGCUACAGCUGCUGGUGCAGAAUCUGACCAAGAAGGUGGGAGAAGCAGAGGAGCGCUACAGUCUGCUGCAGGAGCAGACAGAAAGUCUCAAAGAGCUGCUGGCCACAGAGAAGGAGCAGUUCACUCAAAAGGAGACCAUGUAUAAACAGAAUAUCCAGACGUUCAAAGACAUCAUCAUGCAGAAAGAUAAUCAGCUUACGGAGAUCAACCAGAUGCACGAACAGGAGCUCUUCAAGUUAGCAGCCAAGUGUGACGCUAGUGCAGAUUUGGAGCAGCUUUUGAAGGCUCUGAAACAGAAGCUUCACGAGAAGGAGGAGGUUCUGCUUGGUAAAACUCAGGUCAUUGAUGUUCUCCAGGGAGAAGUGGACGGCAGGGACCAACAGAUAAAGGAGCUCACAGAGCGUCUACGGCGGAUGCAGGUUGAGCGUGAAAGUUUAGAAUCCAAAAUGGAGGCGGAAAAGCAUGUAAUGCGUGCACAACUCCGUGACCUCAUGGAGAAACAGCAGGCGGAGGUGCAGCGGAUGACGCAACAGCAUCAGUCCCUCUUAGAUCAAACCAAGCAGGAUCUCCUGGUGCAGAUGGAGGAGCUGAGGAAAACCUCAGUCACAGCACCCCCUGUCUGUCAGGAGACUUCAGAAAAAGUGCAUUCUGAUACAAUCUUAACCCAGAGAGUGGCUGAACUAGAAGCUCAAGCAAAGCAGAAAACAGAUGAAGCCAGUAAAUCAGAGGCCAAGUUCCUGAAGAUGAAAGCCUGGUCCAAAUCCCGCAUCAAACAGUUGGAGGAUGAAUUGAGGAAAAACCAGGCUGGAGCGUCCUCACCAGACCUGAGUGCCCUGCAAAGUCGCAUCACAUCACUGGAAGAAGAAAAAGAGGAAAACCAGUGGAAGAUUGAGCAAUAUGAAGAGCUCAAAAUGCAGAAUGAAAUGCUCGAGGCCAAGCUGGUGGUGUAUGAGGAGCAGCAGAGAACACUGCAGGCCGACCUGGAGCAGUUCACCAAAAGGACUGCAUCUCAGGCCAGUGAGUCCGGCAGUGCAGAUGACACUCAGAGCCAAGUCCUGGAGUGGCAGGAGAUGGUGUCCGAGGCAGUGAGUGCCAGGGACCGAGCCAGAGAGGAGAAGGUUUCCAUGGGGCUUCGUAUCACCCAGUUGGAGGAGGAGAGAGAGGAACUGAUUGAGGAUGACUGGUUCUUUCCUGGCUGCUCCGAUCCAGCACUGGCCACUCGUCAGCAGGAGUUGGAGGAGGAGCUGGAUCACGCCCGGGGGCUCGGUAAACACAGGGCAAAGAACCUGAACGCUCCAGGACCAAGAAGCCUGCAGGAUGACUUUGAGUUUGACGGACAUCUUCCAUUCCAGGAGCCGCGCGGCCCCUCGGAGAGCACCACCCCAAUGGAGGGAGAGAACAUGGGAGGUUGGUGGCCUGAGUACAGUACUCCUGAUACAGGUGGUUUACGGUCGGUUGUGGAGGAGCUGGAGCUGGAGAGGAACCAGCUGCAGGAGCAGAUCCUGAGUCUUGAAGAACGCUGUCAGGAUCUGGAGGAUCGGCUGCAGCUGCAGGCACGAAUUGAGGCUCUACAGGUGACGUUUGAUGUAGAUGAAGAUUUGCAGCCGUGUUGGGUUUUGCAGAACGAGUCGGAGAAACUUCAGAGCCAACUCGCCAACGUCCGAAGUCAACAGGCGAGAGAUGCGGAGAAAAAUCAGCUGCUUGUCAAUAGUCUCCAUGAGCAGCUUAGAGGGCUGAGUGACACGCAGGAGUGUCUGGAGAGUUCACUCAUCGAAAAGGAGAACUCUUUGGCACAGACAUCAGAGAAACUAGAACUCAUCAGUGGCCUGAAAGAAUCUCUGAGCCAGAAAGAGAUUCAGUACAAAGAUGUGUCUGAAAAGCUCCUGCAGGCUGAGCACGCUCUGGAUAACAUUUCCAAAAAGUGCAGCAGCUCAGAGAAGCAAUGCUCGGAGAUGAAAUCAGAAAUUUCAGACCUCACACAAAAGAUGACUGGGCUGAAGGAUAAGGCACAAAAACAAGAGGCUGCCAUAGAAUCUUUACAAAAUGAAUUAGAUCAAACUAACGAGGAACUGGACAAAUUGAACUCCGCCCACUUGGAGGAGAGAGCCCAACUCAUUCAUGAUCUUCAAACCUGUGAGCGGGAAAUUGACUGCCUGAAAGACCUGAUGGUGGAAAAGGACAAAGAGAUAUCUGCCCUCUCUGGCAACAUGGCAGAAUACGCCGAGCAGAUCGUUCUGCUGAAACAGGAUAUAAAAGUCAAAGAGGAAAGUCUGGUUCAAGUGGAAACGGCCCUGAGGAAGGCAGAACACGAGGUGAUGAUUAGCAGAGACUUGCAAAGCUCCGACCAGCAGGCUCUCAACAACAAACUUACAGAGGUGGCAGAGAAGCUGAAGGACGCGGAGACAAAGUUAGUCCAGGUCCAAGAGGAGAGCCUGAACAAACAGGUCGAAGUGGAGCAACUGGUAAAGCAGGUCGAAGAGGACAAUAAAACCAUCCAGGAGCUUCGCGGAGAGGUCCAGAAACAGACGAUGAGCCAUCGUCAUCAUCUGUCCGAGUGUGAAACACACAUUGUCUCAUUAAAGGAACAGCUCACAGUAUCCACACAGAAAAUGCAGGAGUCAGAGUUACUCAUUUCACAGCUGAAUGACAGAAAUGCCAACCACGAAAAAGCACAUCAAGACCUUCAGGAUAAAGAAGAGACACGUGAAAAAGAACUCAAGUUCUUCAAAGAGGAACAUAACAAACUUCUGGCAGAGGUGGAAAAGUACAAUAAUGAAAUGAAUGCAUUGGCGAAGAAACUAGAGGAACGAGCACAGAGUGAGGAAGGCGCCCACAAGGAGAUGCAAGAGAAAGUAGAAGCACUGGAAAAACAGCUACAGACAAACAGUGAACAAGCUGAGAACGACAGACAGAGACUCCACGGCGACUUACAGGCAAGAAAUUCAGAAAUCCAGAAGCUGAGUGAAGAGCUCAAAAGCAAAGGUGAAAACAUUUCCAAAUUAAAAAACCUUUUGAAGACCACAAAGACUGAGAAGCAGCAGCUGAUGAAAGAGUUGGCGCUGCAGAAAGAGACUGUGAAGGAGCUCAAUGAAAAAGUCACGUCCGUUCUUGAACUCAACAGCGGUCUGGGCAGUGAAGUUCAGGGUCUGACAAAAGACAAGGAAAGACUUGUUCUGGAAAUUGACGAAAGUGGACAAAACAUAGAAUCCUUUCGAGUUAAAAUAUCCAUGCUUGAGACGCAGCUUUCACAAAACAGCGUGACUAUCAAAGGGCUACACAGAGAUAAAGAACAACUUUCUCUUCAAAUCACAGAGUUAAAUGGAGUCCUGGAGCAGAGCGAACACUCCAAUUCAGAGCUGCUGCUGACAAAAACCAGCGAAUGUAGCAAUCUUAAUAGAGUGCUAAUGGAGAAGGAUGACGAGCUGAAACAACUACAGGAACUCGUGCAGAGUCUGAAAGUCGAGGUGGAGCAGACUGAGCACAGCAGAUUAGAAAAGGAACGGGCGGCCACUGACCUUCAGGUGCAUUUAGAGGCUGAACGAAAACAACUUCAGGAGGAGCUGACUCUGCUGAGAGAGCAGGAGAGCGAUCUGACGUCGAGGUUUGCAGAAAAAGAUGCCAUUCUGAAGGAAAAGCAAGAAGAGUGCGUGGUUUUACAGAAAGACGUCUCAGCUCAGGAACAUCUGGUGUCCAAGUUAAAUGCAGAUGUUGAGAAUCUUAAUGAAGAGCUCACCCAGCUAAGACAGAAGCAGCAGGAAAGAGAUGGAUUAUUGGAAGAUGCCACUCACAAAUGUCAGGAGCACAAGAAUGAGCUGAGUGAUGCAAUGAAGACCAUCGAGUCCCAGAGGGAACACAUAUGUGCAAUGGAAGAAAAAGUCCGAAAUCUGGAUUCCGUGGUCCAGCAGACCCAGAAGGAGCUGACAGACUCUAACAGUAACAUCCAGAAUCUCACCAAAGAAAUCCAGCAACGUCAGGAUGCAUACGAAGCUCAAGAAAAGGAACUUGCAGAGCAGACGACGUUAGCAUCACGACUGGAUUCACAGCUAAAGGUAACCCUGGAGAAGAACUUUGAUUUGAACCAGCAGAUCAACGCGUUAACAGAAGAUAGCCAGAGACUAAAAGACGAGUUGUCUCAAUACACGACAUCGGUUAGCCAACUAACCUCUGAAAUCCAACUCCUCCAAAAGAAGAAUUCUGACCUUGAACUUCAAAUUGUGGAAUGUCAGAGAAACAUGAGCAACCUGUCGAAAGAGAAGGAAGAGCAGUUUAGGGCAACGGAGGAAUUAAAAGACGUCCUAAAGGAACAUGAACAGUUACAUUCAACGGGUUUGCUGGAAAAAACAAACGAAUGUUCAAAUCUGAUGAAAACAUUGAGUGAGAAAGAAGACCUUCUAAAAAGUUUACAGGAUCAGUUAGAUGGACUAAAAGGGAAACUCACUGAACUCAACAAGAGUUUGAAUGACAAAGAUGAAGCUGCGCUGGAACAGAAAUCUCAGCUGGAGAUUCAGCAGAACCAUGUGUUACAGCUUCAUGAUACUGUUUCUGCUCUGCAGGAACAAGGCUCUGUGCUGAAGUCGGGGCUGAUGGAGAAAGACUCGCUGUUGCAGCAAAAAGCAGAAGAAUGCGAGACUUAUCAAAAGGAAGUGGUGCAACAGAAAGACCUCUUAUCUCGGCUCCAGGACGAAGUACAGUCGUUAAGACAGGAGCGUUUGGAGACCAAACAGCAACUGGAGCAGAAAGACCAGGCGUUUAGAGAAGUGUCGGAGCAGUUUCAAAGCCACAGAGAUGAGCUGAGCAGACGAAGUGAAUCUGUGCUUUCACUGAGCACUCAGCUUGGGACGAUGAAUGAGAAUGUGGCGGAAAUGGAAGUUGAAAUUUCAAAUCUGAGGACAACUGUGCAAAAACUCACCACUGAGAAGAGGCAGCUCUUGGAGGAGGAGGAUCAGAAUAAAGUACAGAUUGCUGAUUACAAAGACAACAUUGAAGCCCUGAAUGAACAGAACACAAAAAUUAAAUCCGAACUUCUUAACACAGUGACAGCUCUGUCCCAAAUACAAGAAGAGGUUUCGGAUCUUAAGAAAUUGCUCUCUGAUAAAGAGACAGAGCUGAAAGUGGCCCAGACUGAUGUUGAGACUCUUCGUUUGACCCUAAAAGAAAAAGAUGAAUCUCUGUACCAGAAGGAAGGUCUGAUCCAGCAGCUCAGCAGUAACAUCACAGAGCACGUGCAGCAGAUGAAGCAGAAGGAUGAUGAAAAUGUUACUUUAAAUUCCAAAGUUUCCGAGCUUGAAGAUUGUGUUUUUAAACUCAACGUAAAAGUAGAAACCCUUACGGAGGAUUCGUCCAAGCUGAAAGACAUGUUAGAUUCAAAGGAACAGUCCACCCUUGAAUAUCAAAGCCACUCUUCUACUGCUAUUGAAAGUCUUCAGUCAAAUCUUCACACUAAAGAGAAAGAAAGUGAAAACUUAAAGGAACAGAUUUCACAUCUGGAGGAAUCGGUUGCAAAACUUAACAGCAGCCUGGACGCACAGAAAGCCGAAGCGGAAAACCUUAAAAAGGCUUUAGUGGAAAAAGAGGCAGCUCUUCAACACCAAUCAGAGGCUCUGCUGGAUGUUCAGAGACGUGCAGAUGAGUCUUUGCUUUUCAAAACACAAUUUAUUGAAAGCACGGAGUUGGUGUCACAGCUGCAGAGCCAGAAUGAGCGACUCUCCUCGGAGUCUCACAGGCUCAGAGAGGCAUCGGAACAGACACAGAUGGCCUUUGACAACCUGCAACAGAAAUAUGCAGCCACUUUGGAGGAGCUUCAAGUCCUGCGGGGGCAACUGUCCCACCAGGUGGACGAGGUGUCCAACCUGCAGAAGGUUUUAGAAGAUGCCAAAAAUGAACAUCAGUCUGCAAAAACAGCCAACGAAAAGUUGCAAAAGGAGUUAUCUGCUGUCUGUCACAAACUAGAGCAAAGCCAAAAACACAACUUGAGUCUCUCAAAAGAAAAAGAAGAUGCUUUUUCCACUCACCAGGCGAACGUGUCGUUGCUGACUGUAGAGAUAGACAGGUUAAGAUCGCAGCAUCUUCAAGUUGUUGAUCAGAUGAAUGCUCUGACUGAAAACUUCGAACAAAGAGAAAUGGCUCUUCAUGCAAUCAACAGCCAGUACACAGCACAAGCCAAACAUGUCACACAGCUGGUCUCGGAAAUGCAAGUGCUAGAGGAGAAGAACAGGCAACAACAUCAGGAGAUUAGUGUGUUGAAAGCAGAACACCAGCAGCAACUGGAAGCUGCCAGAAAUGAGAGUUCACGUUUGCAGGAGGAUGUUAAGAAGGUUCUUUCAGAGAAGGAAGAGUUGGAAGGGAGAUACCAUCAGAUGCGGACGUCACAGGGGGAGCUCCGUCUUGAGGUGGAGCAGAAGAGCAGCAGCAUGAACAAAGUAGUGGAGGAUAUGGUGCUGGAGAAGGAGAAGCUUCACGCAGAGGUUAGUGCCAAAGAUGAAGAAGUGUAUCAGUUGAAAGAAAGUAUUCAGACGGUAGAGCAGAUUCUGCAGGACUCAGAGAAGGAGUGGCUUUUAGUUCUGGAUAAAGAGAAGCAGGAAAAGAGUCAAGUGGCUGAACAACUGAGAAGUAUAGAAAAUGAGAUGCUUUCCAAAGAUUUUAAGGUCAAUGCUUUACAACGUAACCUUGACAGUUUGCAGGCAAAACUAUCAGAAGCGUUGUCCGCCGUGCAGCAGGGCUCUGAGCAACUGAGCGCCAAAGAGCUGGAAGCAGCAGCCUCCAGGGUUCAGCUGGAAAAAGUGUUAGCAUCUUUUCAGGAAAAGGACAACGAGAACAAUAGUUUGCAGCAGACUCUGAAGUCCUUGGAACGUGAGAUAGAACAAUACUUUAUAAGAAGGUUUGGUCCCGAGAAAGAUUUUAUUGAGCUCUCAAGAAUUUACUCUGAGAGAUCAUGUGCUCAGGGUGAGAGGAAACCUUUUUUACUGCACAUAAUUACGCAGUUAGAGGAACUACAUCAGUCGGAGGUAGAUGCUUUAAAAAUUGAGUUGGAUAAAACGCGUAAAGACGGAGAAAAGAGUACUGACGAAAGGGAACAAGAGUUUGUUCUUUUAAGAGACUCUGUCAGUCAUUUGAAGGCACAGUUGAAUGCUGAGUCCGAUCAUUUGAAGGCAGCUCUUGUGACUCAGUCAUCUCUACACAGCAGUCUGCAAGCUAAAGAUGAGCAAAUCAACUCAAUGAACAUUCACAUUAGUCAACAGAAAGAAUUACUGGCUGGACUCAGUCAGCAGAUCCGAGACAAAGACGCAUCCAUUGGCCAAGUCAUCGAGUCUGCAGCAAACGAAAGACUGACGCUCAGUGAGGAAAAAACGUCUUUAGUGACUCAACUAGUAAAUCUAGAGACUGCACAAAAAAAGCUGGAGGAAAUCCACAGUCAGUUGGAGGACCGUAUAUCUACCUCUCAAAGUGAACUCGAAGCCAUUAAAAGUGAGAAACUUCAGCUUCUGAAGGAAAAGAAUGAGCUCGAAGAGAAACUGGCGAAAUUGUCGAAAGAAAAAGAUGCUAUGAAGAAGAAGCUUCAGGCUGCGCUCGUCGUUAGAAAAGAUCUACAAAAAAGACUUGAGGAGCAAGAACUAAAAAACAAAGACAGUGACAGUGACAAGUCCAAGAUUGUAGUUUUACAGGAUGAAUUAGAAAAAAUGAGAACUGAGGCACAGGUAACAGCUCUGACGUACAAGGAAAGUGUUUCUCUUCUUGAGCAAACUAUUCAUGACAAAGAGUUGAUGAUUGUUGGACUCCAAGAAGAAGGUGAGAAAAUUGCGAAACAGUUGCAGUCGGAGAAACACCAAUUACAAACGGCGUUGAAUCAGAAAGACUUGAAUUUGUCACAAGAACUGAAAACACUGGAUGAUCAAACCUCCCUCAUUGAGCAGCUGAAGUGCAGUGCGGCAGAAAAGGAAAACGCACUCGAGCAAGAGAAAAGUUGUUUAAUGCAAAGAGUUGAAGAGCUGCAAACAGAAAUAAAGGCCUACAAAAACGAUUUAAAGGAAACUUCCUCCACGUGUGCUAAUUUUGAAAAUGAGCUCGCCCAGGUGAAGACUGAAAAAGCCAUGCUUCAGAAAAAGGCCCAAGCUGCUUUGCUAGCACGAAAAGAAACCAUAAAGAAAGCUCAGGACAGUGAAAAGAAGUUAACUCAAGAACUGGCCGAGCUCAAAGACGACUACAAGGCUCUGCACGAGCAGCGCUGUCAGCAGACAAACGAGCUGAAUGACCUUCAGUUGAACUUUGACGAGAAGGUAAGGGAGCUGGAGGCCCUCCAGAAGAUCUCCUUGUCCUACGUGGAUGAACUGAAGACUUUGAGGCAGCUGGUUGACGAGCGGGACAAAACUGUUCAAGAUUUGAAAAUGACUCUGGCGGAGAAGGAGAGCCAGUGCCAUUCUCUAUCACACUUGCAGGCAGAGCUGAAAACGGUUAAAUCCCACGGUGAGAAAAUGGCUCUUCAAAUGGCGAGCAAAGAUGAGAUUCUUACAGCCAUGGAAAAAGGAACUGAAGAUCUGAAGUUAAAACUUCACACGGUGGAAGAAGACUUGGAGAAAGCCAACCAACGUGUGCGAGAGCAAAUGGAGGAGAUAGAGAAAUAUCAGCAAGUCAAAUUUGAAGAACAGGAAAAGUUUUCGUUUGAACAAAGUAAUCAAAUGAAAACAGAACUUGACACAGCACUUGCUUUAGUUUCCCAGAAAUCCCAGGAGGUUACAGCAAUUGAAAAGAAAUCAUGGGAAACGCAGCAGCAACUUUGUAAGGAAAACGACGUUUUGACUGAAGAACUCGCCAAAGCAAGGCUGCUGUGCUCGGAAAAAGAAGGCAAUCUUGACUUAAUUAGACAAGAAAAAGAAAAUGCCUUAAAGUUGGCCGAUGAACUGAGGGAGGAGGUGACGGAGCUGAACAGUAAACUGGCGGAGAUGGAAAACCUAAAUGAGCAGCAACGUAAAAACAUGUCUGAAAACCUUGAGGUAAAAAUCAAGGAGAAAAGCGAUGCGCUGUUAGCCUCUGAAGCUCAAGUUGCAGAAAAAGAGAAACUGAUUGCUGCACUUGAGCUGCAGCUACGACAGCAGACGAAACUGCACGAAACUGCCCUGGAAAACAUGAAAGUAGAAGCCGAUCAGCUUCGCAAAUCUGAGGCAGAUGCAAGUAAAUUGGGCGAUCAGGAGAAGCAAAACAAAGUAGCUCUCCUAACACGGAAGCUACAGGCAGCUUUAGUUUCACGAAAAGACCUCCUUAAGGGAAAUGAAACACUUAAAGAAGAAUGUGAAAAGCUUUCGUCAAGACACCAAGCUAAAGAAGCUGAAUAUUUGGCCCUGGAAUCAACAGUUUUGAAGCUGAAACAGCAUAAUAUAGAUUUAGAAACUAGUGUCUCAUUUCUAACCAAAGAGAAACAAGAGCUCAGCGUUGAAGUCAAUCACAUCCGUAAUGAUAACCACAGCCUGUCAGCAGCCUGUGACAGCUUAAAACUCACCAUAGAAAACAUCACCCAGCAAAAACAGGCCUUUUCCUGUCAGCUUGAAUCUUUAAAAGACUCUCAAACUGAGGAGCUGUCUAAGUGGAAGUCAAAGCACGCCGAGCUGAAACAAGAGUACGAGUCUCUGUUGCAGGCUUAUGAAAAUGUGAGCAGUGAAAUGGAUAAGAUGAGACAACUUUUGGAGGGCGCCAAAAGAGAACGACAGGAAGCCCUCAGGAAAGUGCACAAAUACCAGACUGAGAUGGAGGUCACAGAGAGGCAGUCGAGAGAGCUGGAAGAGGAAAACGGUAAAAUAAAAGAGAAAAUGCGAAGGUUUUCUAAACAAAAACAGGAAAAGAUUGAAGAGCUAGAGGAAGAAAAUCGGAAAAUAAAAAGUGAUUUGGCUGAUAAUGAGGGAACCAACAACACGGCAAUAUUGGAGCUAAAAGAAAGAAAUGAACAAAUGGAAGCAAAGAUCCGCCAACUGACAGAGUCGUCGGAGGCGCUGGGAGUAGAACUUACAGAGGUGAAGGCAGAAAAGAGCCAGCUGGCAGGGAAACUGGAGGAAGUGAGCCUUUUAUUGGACGAAAAACUCGUGGAAAUAAAUACCUACACGAACAGCAUGCAGCUGAAGCUGGAUGAAGCACUGAAACUGAACAACUCACUAACUGCUCAGAUUGAGGGCCAGAAAACGGAGCAUGGUUCUCAGUUGGAGAUCAACAGUUUAUUACAGAAAGAGAAACAUGCUAUGUCUGAAAGAAUCGAGACCAUACAGAGUGAACACGAGUCCCAGAUGGCAGAGAAAGAGGACGCCAUUAAAGAGUUGAGGGACAUUAUUAACAGACACAGCCAGGAGACCAUCAGCCUUAAUGAGAAGGUGAGAAUCUUGGAAGACGACAAGUCUCUGUUGCAAGAGGAGCUGGAAAAUACUCAGGAGAUUUCAGACAAAGUCAAAAAUGAAAAUGAGUAUUUAGAAACUGUGAUUCUCAAGAGCUCUGAGAGGAUUGACGAACUGACGGAGUCGCUCCACAAUUUGAAAACACAGACCUCAGAGUUGUCCUCUCAGCUGGCAGCAAGUAAGGAGUUGAACAACAAGGUGCGACAGGAAAAGGAAGAAGAGCAACUGAAACUGGUCAGAGAGUUUGAAGAGAGACUAAAGACGGCACAGAGAGGCACCCAGGAACGCUCCAAGAACGUCAACAAGGAACUGCAAGAGCUGCUGAAGGAGAAACACGGGGAGAUAAAUCAGCUGCAGCAAAACUGUAUCAAAUACCAAGAAGUGAUUUUAAAUCUGGAAAGUACUCUGAAAAGCCUUCAGUCAAACAGUGACCAUGCAGAGGUGGAACUGAGGAAAAGUUCUGAGAAAAUUAUAGUCUUGGAGAACAAAAAUAAAGAAGUAGAAGCUGAACUGACGAGGCACAAGAACGUUCUCCAGGAGGCAACGGAGAAGAUUGAGAGUCUGAAGUCUGAGAGAGACCAACUGGCUGAACAAAUAUCCCAACAAAGACGUGAGUCAGAACACCAGGCCAGAGAGAAAACAAAGUUGCUCAGAAACGCAGAUGAGAUUCAAACGAAUGCAUCUUUAGAAAAUCAGUUUGUGUUACAGCAACAGAUCGAUAACCUGAUAGAGAUGAAGGAUGAAGAGAGUCAGAAGGUGGAUGAGCUGAGGCAGCAUGUUGACGCUCAAGAGCUCCAGAUUUACACACUGAAGAGAGCGGCUGAGACCAACGAAGCAAAGCUGUCGGCUCUGUCUUCUACCUCCCAAGGUGCAAGUGCUGAGAAACUGUGGAACGAGUUGUACCAGAAGACCCUAGGUGAGAAAGAUAGUCAACUCCUGGAACAAGGAUUUGUCAUCAAACGCUUCCUCGAAGACCUGAGAUUAAAAGACAAGGAGGUGAAUGAGCUGAGAGUGACCAAGUCGAGGCUGGAGCGGACACUGAACGAGUAUUCCGUUGCGGCUGCUGCUCAGCAAAGGCAGCUUUUCGUCAUGAGCGCGAGCAACGCCGAGCUGCGGGAGAUCGUAGACCUCAUGGCGGUGCAGGUGAAGGAACUCGGUGCUCAAGUGGAGCGAGUUGAAAAAGAAAAUAAUCGACUCAAUUUGCAGCUGACUGACAAAGACGAUGUCAUUUUCCAAAUGAGUUUCAAUCUUCAGCAGCUGGAAAAGGCCAACACAGACGCUGACGCGCAGCUGCUGCGUUUACAAUACCAAAAUGAUAAAUACAAGGGAGACUUAGCGAAGCAGGGAGAUAUAACUUUACAAAUGAAAACGUUACUUCAGAGCAAAGAUGCAGAAAUCUCUUCUUUACUCUCCUCCAGAGAUGGCCAGAUGUCAGGGUACCUGGAGCAACUCCAGACAAACUACCGUUCACAGGUGGCUGUUUAUGAGGAGAGGUUAACGUCGUCACACAACCAAAGAGAAAAGGCCGAUAAAGAGCUGAGAGGGCUAGAAGCAAAAGUCAAAAGUCUCAAUGUCAAAGUCAACCGAUCCGAGCAGGAGAAGGAGCAAAUGGCGACGAAGAUGGAGUCGUUCAAGAACUCACUAGUGUCUCUGCAGAGUGAACGCGAGCGACUGGUGUCGGAGUACAGAAUACUUGAAGCAAAGAGCGACUUAGGGUUAAAGGGCAAAGAAGUGUCUGCUGACGGGGAGGGCGGCGCCAGUAAAGGUCUCAAACAUGAAAUAAGGAAAUUACUACACCAAAUGGACGAUCUCAAUUCAGAGAACGCCAUGCUCAGGGCUCAGCUGGUUCGCUACAGAGAAGAUUUGAAUCAAGUGUUAUCCCUUAAGGACAAUCAGUUGAAGGUGCUGCUGAAGAAGCAGCAGGACGUUAUCAGAAGCCUGGAAAAUCAAAAGGCCGCCGCUGAAAAGCAGUCCAGAGAUUCUCACCUGGAGUUCCAGCAGAAGGAAGAGGAGAGUGAGUUGUUGAAAGUGGACAUUUCUAAACUAACAGCUCAGGUUUCGAAACUGGAAGCAGAAAUUUUAAUUCAAAGGAAGGAAAAGGCAUCCACGGACGUGGGCAAAGUCAUUGGUGAUUUGAAGGACGCUGUAGCCGCCAAAGCUGUAGAAUGUAACGACCUCCAGCAAAAACUGCUUUCUCAGAAGCUUUUAGUCGACGAACUCAGGGAACAAAUGCAGCUGCUGGAAAACAGUACGGACCAGAAACUUUCUGAGGCCGAAGACACGUACAAUAAGGAACUGGACAAGUUUGAUCGGCAGGUAGAGCGGAUGAGGGCGGAGCAAGAGACGGCAGAUCGAAGGGUGGCUGAACUUGCAAAAGACCUUCUUGAAAAAGAGAACCAAUUGUCACAGGCAGAAACUCAGAGUAAAGACUUGAAGGUUCAGAACGACUCUCUGGGCAAGGCCAUGGGGGCUUUACAGAAUGACCGAGAUCAACUGAUCGAAGACUUCAAGAUCCUCAGAAACAGGUACGACGAGGAACUCAGAGAGACUCGGACGUCACUGAGCAAAGUGGAACGCAGCCUUCAGGACACGACCUCAGACCUGGCCGUGGUCACCAAAGAGCGGGACAUCCUCGGUCAUAAAUUGAAUGCUCUAGGGAGCAAAGAUGCUCAGGUAGAGUUGGACAAGUUGUUGGAGGAGGUGUCGCAGGCUUUGUUACAAAAGGAAAAAGAACUGACGCGGGUCGUGGCAGAGAAUAACACGUACAGCCGUCAGCUGUCGGCGUUCUCCAGCUCCAUGGCUAGCCUCCAAAAUGAUCGCGAUCGGCUGAUGGAUGAGUUGGCCGAGUCUAAACGGGGGCCGUUUCCCAAUUCUAAGGGCGCUGAUGCUAACGCUGAUACAGAUAGGCUGAAGACAAUUGAACAGCAACAAGAACGCCAACAUUCCUUUAAAGAAAUGAGCAACGCAAAGGAGGAAACGCAAAAAUUGAGGUCAGAGCCAGAUAGGACACCUCUAACCAAGGAAUCAGUGACACUGGCAGGUUCCAGUGCAACAGACGAGGUGGUGGGUCGUCUGGAGGCCGAACGAGUCCAGCUCUACGGAGACCUGCAGCGCUGCAUGUAUGAGAUUCAACAACGAGACCAGUUCUUCCAGCAGCUGAACACCAAGCUACAACAAACUGUGGAGGAGAAAAGUGCCUGUGCAGCUCAGCUGAGAGCUGUUUCCCAAACACUGAGGGACACACAGAACCGCUGCCACUGGUUAGAAAACCAAGUCCAAGUCCAGGCUCAGCAGGGCUCAGUGUACGCUGAGGUCGCACCAGGAGCUCCUCAGGAGAGAAGUCGUGAAUCUGCGGUUGUUACAACUGGAGAAGUCGGUCAACUACAAAUGAGACUAGUGGAGUUGGAGCAGAGUCUGGCAGACGAGAAAGCAAGGAGAGAGAUCGCUGAGGACGCUUUACGUCUUGCUGAAGACAGGGCAAAGAGUUUGUCCAGAGUCACACAGAGUGACCUCAGCAUCGACAUGGAGACAGAGGAGGACUGGGACGCUCUGAGCUUUGACCCCAACCAGCCGCUGAUCACACGCAAGGUAAAAGGGGGCGUGGCCACGUGUAGACGCUGGCUCAGAGGGAGGAGCCUCUACUUUUCCAGGCUCCUAACCAGUCGCGCCCGCUCUAGACACAUCUUCCUGGCCUACUUGCUCACGUUGCACGUGCUGGUCCUAAUGUGCCUCACUGGCGCCCUGUAGUGGCGAAACACUUGAUUCAGACUUAGUGAAACUAAAUGAGUUGUAGGACGAGCUCGUGGGUUAGUUAGUGUUACUGGUUAGUUCUGAAAAAAAGACAUUUAAAAAAAAAAA
Molecule: messenger RNA, 15038 nt
Organism: Cynoglossus semilaevis (tongue sole)
Lineage: Eukaryota; Metazoa; Chordata; Actinopteri; Pleuronectiformes; Cynoglossidae
Product: golgin subfamily B member 1-like
Exons: 30
Coding region: 171-14927 (4918 amino acids)
Cellular component (GO): Golgi apparatus
Source: RefSeq, a predicted model, not a curated record